AUGAAAGUGAAAAAGUCAAUCAUAGUUUUGCUCUCUACGGUGUUAGUUGUAGUCUGCUGUAAUGGCAACAUUUUACCGGAGUGUGGCAUUCCACAGAUCGGUGGCAAUGAGCUGAUCACGAACGGAAAGGAUACUGCGCCGGGGGACUGGCCCUGGCAUGCAGCCAUCUAUCACCGCAAAGGUUCUUCAACGAACUAUGCCUGCGGAGGCACUAUUAUCAGCGAAAAUUUCAUCGUGACGGCCGCUCACUGCGUCAUGAAUGCGGCAAACGGUUUUCAACUGGCUCUAAAUAGAAUAUUUGUUCGGUUGGGAAUUCACGAUCUGUAUGUGAUAAAUCCAGAAUUUAUACAGCAACAUGAAGUUGGAAAAAUAUUUAAGUUUGCGAACUUCACUCGAUUUGCCAAUGACAUUGCGUUGCUUAAGCUUAGCACAAUCAUUCGCUUCACCAAUUAUGUGCUACCGGCUUGCAUAAAUGUGGAACCAAAUAUUACCGGAGAAUUCGGCACCGUUAUUGGUUGGGGCUUAAUGGAAACUGAAGAAAUGUCGCCAGUUUUGAAAAUGGUGGACCUUCCGGUUAUCGAACCAGUUGCGUGCUUGAAAACUGAUCGAGUGCUGUUCGGUCAAACUCUGGACGAUGGUCUAUUCUGUGCCGGAUAUACAAACGGAACCGGUGUCUGCAAUGGGGACAGUGGAGGAGGGUUAUUUUUCCGAAGAACCAAUACUUGGUUCUUGGGCGGAAUUGUGUCCUUCUCACAACUUCGGCCAGAUGGAUCCAAUAAAUGUUUUACGAAAGGUUAUGGAGUGUUCACGAAGGUGCAGCAUUAUAUCUCGUGGAUUAGUGAAAUCACGGGAAUGAGUUUUCAGCGGAACAACGUCCCGCGAAAGUGUAAAGCAGUUGAACCAAUUCAAACGAAUAUGUCUUCGAAAUUACUUCCUCGGCAUUGUGGCGUUUAUGUUCCAAACCGUAUCAUGGGUGGAGUAGUAGCCCAAGUUUUUGAAUUUCCCUGGAUGGCACUAUUGAUGGACGCUCGCAAAGAAUUUAUGUGCCAUGGAACGUUGAUUAGCAGACGUUAUAUCCUUACGACUGCAGAUUGUUUCGCAUAUUCUCUACCUGAAAAAGUGCGUCUGGGUGAGCACACAAUCAAUAAGGAUAUUGAUUGCAAUAACCGUGAUGAGGAUUGUGCUCCACCAGUUCGAGAUUACGAUAUUGAGUGUUUCACUGUGCACUCAAAAUUUUCGUUGAGGUCCGUCUCAGGAGCUGAUGAUAUUGCACUUGUACGCUUGAGCGAAGAUGUUCGAUUUGACGGUAUUGUAUAA
Messenger RNA from Sabethes cyaneus, 1317 nucleotides. RefSeq names its product chymotrypsinogen A-like. Gene Ontology annotation, molecular function: serine-type endopeptidase activity. NCBI's taxonomy places the organism in Eukaryota, Metazoa, Arthropoda, Insecta, Diptera, Culicidae. The transcript has 3 exons. The record is from RefSeq and is a predicted model, not a curated record. The coding region runs from base 1 to 1317 and encodes 438 amino acids. Gene Ontology annotation, biological process: proteolysis.